Abrus precatorius (Indian licorice) is the source of this 1525-nucleotide messenger RNA. RefSeq names its product TOM1-like protein 2. Gene Ontology annotation, molecular function: phosphatidylinositol binding; ubiquitin binding. Gene Ontology annotation, biological process: protein transport to vacuole involved in ubiquitin-dependent protein catabolic process via the multivesicular body sorting pathway. The record is from RefSeq and is a predicted model, not a curated record. The transcript is spliced from 4 exons. The coding region runs from base 100 to 1308 and encodes 402 amino acids. NCBI's taxonomy places the organism in Eukaryota, Viridiplantae, Streptophyta, Magnoliopsida, Fabales, Fabaceae.
AUCAAUCACACUCGGAUUCACUUGUUGUAAUCUUCAAAGUUGAACUCUGCAGAGAUUUCAUCUAGGGUUUCCCUCAACCUACCACAUUCAAGGUUGGGAAUGGACAAGUUGAAACUGGGUGAGCUCGGGGAGAGGCUGAAGACGGGUGGGGCCCAGAUGGGGCGAAUCGUGAGUGGGAAGGUGAAGGAGAUCUUGCAGGCCCCAACUCCUGAGUCCAAGAUGGUGGAUGAGGCCACCUUGGAGACCAUGGAAGAGCCCAAUUGGGGCAUCAAUCUCAGAAUAUGUGGCAUGAUCAAUUCCCAACACUUUAAUGGCUCCGAGGUUGUUAAGGCCAUCAAGAGAAAGAUCAAUCACAAGAGCUCCGUUGUUCAGACACUCAGCCUCGACCUCUUGGAAGCUUGUGCCAUGAAUUGUGAAAAGGUCUUCUCUGAAAUUGCUUCCGAGAAGGUUCUAGAUGAUAUGAUUCGCGUGAUUGAUAAUCCACAGGCCCAUCCUCACAAUCGAAGACGGGCUUUUCAGUUGAUUAGGGCUUGGGGUGAGUCAGAGGAUCUUGCCUAUCUUCCUGUCUUUCGUCAGACUUACAUGAGUUUGAAUGGAAGAGCUGAACCACUCGACAUGACCGGAGGCAAUUCACAACCUGUUCCAUAUGGCUCGGAGUCAUUUACCCAUGAACCUUUAGAUCCUCCUGAAAGAUACCCAAUUCCUGAAGCAGGAUUACAUGCUAUGGAUGACUCUGCUGCUUUCUCUUCUAAUUACCAACACAUAUCAAUUGAAGAGAAGAAGGAGCAUCUCGUGGUUGCUCGAAACAGUCUUGAAUUGCUCUCUAGCAUAUUAAGUUCUGAGGCUGAGCCAAAACCUUUGAAGGAAGAUCUAACUGUGAGCUUGUUGGAGAAGUGCAAAGAAUCACUUUCUAUCAUCAAGGGCAUUGUGGAAAGCACGACAAAUGACGAAGCGACCCUUUUUGAGGCUUUAUAUCUCAAUGAUGAGCUGCAACAGGUAGUUUCCAAAUAUGAGGAGUUGGAAGCUGCUGAAAGGUCUGGGGCACAACAACCUCAAAAUGCGGACACUGGCAAGCAUGAUGCAGAAGCUGUUCAAAAGACCAAUGAACUAGCUGAAAGAUUUGAAGGCAAUGAAUCUGAAGAAUCCAAAGCUUCUCAGAAUCUUGACAUAAAAAAUCUGCCCCAGAAGUCUAUAACUCUUGAAGCCAAUGCAACCGAGGGGGAUGGUCUUGUUGAAACCAAAGUAGUGGAUAGCACAAACGAGAAGAAUGCUGAAUCUAGCUUGAAGGGAAAUACAAAUACCGAAUGAGGAAAGCGAAGGUGGCGUUUAUGUUCUAGCUUUAUAUUUUGUCGUUGUCCAUAUCUUGUAAUAAUCUGUUGUCCUUCUGUGAGGGUGAUUUAUAUUACCUAAAUUUGUAAUUGGCAGGAGUUUCUUCUCGAGGUUUAAUCCUUGUGAGAUCAUUGCUAGUUUCUCAUUAUGUUAAUUUGGUUCGUCCUAUACAUGCGCGCAUUUUAAUUCACUUCCU